Messenger RNA from Oncorhynchus kisutch (coho salmon), 1503 nucleotides. RefSeq names its product arginase-1-like. NCBI's taxonomy places the organism in Eukaryota, Metazoa, Chordata, Actinopteri, Salmoniformes, Salmonidae. The record is from RefSeq and is a predicted model, not a curated record. The transcript is spliced from 8 exons. Gene Ontology annotation, cellular component: cytoplasm; cytosol; nucleus. The coding region runs from base 319 to 1335 and encodes 338 amino acids. Gene Ontology annotation, molecular function: arginase activity; manganese ion binding.
ACACCAGCAGAGAAGAUCGGCCAUAUCCCGAACGCUAAAUACAAGGCGGAAGAUUAGGUUAUGCAAUUUUUUAUUCUGAGUGGAACAAAGCCGCUAACCCUUGAUGAUACUGGGGCGGUGCCGAAACUUUUACCUCUAGACGUGGCCCGUUACAGCGGACAUAGGCUCCCAGUUGGGUUUAGGCUACUGUAUCACGCUCAAGCCGGUGUGUCGUCACACUGAUGGUGUGCCUUUUGAUUUCAGUGAACAAUUUGAUAGUGCAAGCAACUCCUGCGCAGCUCUCCUGUGCUCCUGUACAGUGUGUCCCGACACAGGAUAAUGGUCCUUAUAAAGAGCUCGAGAGGAUUACAACUCGCCUUCCGAAUUUAUAAGCGAAGUCAUCAUCACUCAGUUGGAAUUAUUGGAGCGCCUUUUUCAAAAGGACAGCCGAGGGAUGGUGUGGAGAAAGGACCAGACCUCAUUCGCUCCGCCGGAUUGGUGGAAAAGCUCAGAGCGCAAGGCUGUGCAGUCAAAGACUAUGGCAACGUGACGUUUGAGGAGGUGGCCAACGAUGAGCCCAUAGGCAAUGUGAAGAGACCCAGAGCGGUGGGCAGCGCCAACCAACGUCUGUCUGCUGCCGUCCACGCCGUGAAGAAUGACGGAUACACCUGUGUGAUGCUGGGAGGAGACCACAGUUUGGCGAUAGGCUCGAUCCAGGGGCAUGCAGCAGCUAAGAAGGACCUCAGUGUGGUAUGGGUGGACGCCCAUGCAGACAUCAACACACCCCUGACCUCCCCUACAGGCAAUAUCCACGGACAGCCCAUGUCCUACCUCAUCCACGAGCUGCACUCCAAGAUUCCAGUUCUGCCCAACUUCUCCUGGAUGAAGCCAUGUGUAUCAGCCAAAGACAUAGUCUACAUUGGCUUGAGAGACGUGGAUCCAGAAGAGCAUCAUAUCCUGACGUUGCUGGGUAUCAAAGGUUACUCCAUGACAGAGGUGGAUCGCCUUGGAAUAUCCAAAGUGAUGGAGGAGACAUGUGACUACAUCUUCUCAAAGGUGAAGAAGCCCAUCCACCUGAGCUAUGACAUCGAUGCCCUGGACCCAUCCAUCUCCCCGGCCACAGGAACACCAGUAGUGGGAGGGCUGACCUACAGAGAGGGAGUCUACAUCACAGAGCACAUCUGUCAGACAGGGAUGCUGUCUGCAGUGGACAUGGUGGAGGUGAACCCAAAGAGAGGCAAGACGGAGGAUGAGAUCAUCUCCACGGUCAACGCUGCAGUAGAUCUGAUACGUGGCUGCUUUGGAAGGCUCCGGGAGGGAAACCACCCUGCAGACUACAAGAUGCCCCUGCCUUGAGCUGCCAACUACCACAGAGCCUUCGAUUACAGUGAAGGGCUGUGGCCAGCACCACCUUUCUGCACUUCAAAGUCAUCUUGACUCUUUUUCUGUAAUCCAGUUAACAAAUUGCCCUUUGUAUCAAAUCACAGAGAGAUUAAAAUAGAUACCAUAUUAUUUUCUUCAGAA